Messenger RNA from Mytilus californianus (California mussel), 3839 nucleotides. RefSeq lists its product as uncharacterized. The record is from RefSeq and is a predicted model, not a curated record. Bases 20 to 1285 code for a protein of 421 amino acids. NCBI's taxonomy places the organism in Eukaryota, Metazoa, Mollusca, Bivalvia, Mytilida, Mytilidae. The transcript has 6 exons. Gene Ontology annotation, molecular function: flavin adenine dinucleotide binding; sarcosine oxidase activity.
UCUUAUUAAAUACACAGUCAUGAACGGAGAACGAAUAUAUGAUCUAUGUAUUGUUGGAGCAGGUUUGAUAGGGUCUGCAGCUGCAAGUCAUGCGUCGAAAUGGGGAAGCGUUUGUUUGGUUGGACCAGAAGAACCAAAGAGUAGAAAUGUGAAUGAUAAAAGAGAUAUAUAUGGCUGCCAUUAUGACGAGGGAAGAAUAACGCGAUGUACAGACCCAGAUCCAGUGUGGGCUAUGCUGGCACAGAAAUCAAUUGCUAGAUAUAGACAACUAGAAACAGACACAGGAAUUCCCUUUUAUGAUGAAAUUGGAUGUUUAAUGAUAGGAGAAAAGGAUUCCAAAUUUCUGAACCAAGUAACAGAUGUAGUGAAGACACAGAAAAUGGAUGCCACGUACUUAACAAAUGAAGCCUUGAAAGAAAAAUUUCCCUUUCUACAUGUUUCUAUAUCAGACGAUGCAGUUUAUGAAUUUAAAGACGCUGGGAAUAUUAGUCCUCGAAGUUUAAUUAGUGCCCAGAUCACUAAAGCAAUAUCUCAAGGUUGUCAUCUUUUACCAGAGGUAGCUAAUCGCGUGAGGCGCAUUGAAAGAAACGGUGAAUAUGUUAUGUGUAUAUCAACGGAAGCUUCACAGAUUUUGGCGAAAAAAGUUUUAUUAGCAACCGGUGCAUUCACCGGGUUUAGAGAACUUCUCCCAGAUGAAUUACAAUUAGAUGUUAACCUUUGUCCUUUGACUGUUGCAAAGGUUGAAAUACCAGAAUCGGACGUGGAAAGAAUAAGGAAAAUGCCAAGUGUCUUAUAUUCUGGUAAAGGAGCAAAUGAUUGGACCAAAAUAUUCCCUCGUUCUGAGAAUGAUCAUAUAAGUUGGUAUAUGCUACCCGCAGUGAAAUAUCCAGAUGGUAAAUAUUAUAUCAAGUUGGGACACUUUCACCAUACAAGUUUUAAACGCUUUACCACCAGCAAGGAAGUGAAAGAAUGGUUUUGUCGCGGAGGAGAUACAAGAUUAGUGAACGCUACAGCUGAGCUGAUACAAAAUGUUGUAAAGGGUGUUAAUCUGGACAGAUACCAUGGUGAUUGGUGUGUUAUAACUGAGACCCUAACAGGAAGACCAUACAUUGAUACAAUACACUCUCAGCUUGGGGUAUCUAUUGGAGGAAAUGGUUACGCAGCAAAAUCUAGUGAUGAAAUAGGAAGAAUCGCAGCAACUAUGAUGAUGAAAAACAAAUGGGAUUCUACCAUACCCAAAAAUGUUUUUCAAGUAAAGUUCAAAAGAGAGUCAUGUAAAUUAUAAUGUGAACUGUCUCUAUACGGUUUUAAUGAUGUAUUGAAAUGUGCUUAAAUGUUAUUCUUAUAAAUCGAAAAUUAUACUAUCAAAAAUACUAUUUUUGUUUUUGAUCUUAGCAGUAGAGGCAGGAAACAAUAUCUAAGUAUUAAAAUGUCUUAACUCAUCGACUACUGCCUUCAGGUAAGAAGAAAAUAUCAUUUACAAUAAUAUGUAGCAUACAUGUUCAUAAACAUUUGCUUUAUACGGUAAACAAGAAGAAAGAUAUUGCUGCUCUUCCUUAAUAGCUGAACUAAUAUAACUCAUUUCCAAACAAACAUAACACAUCUGGAUGAAAACUUUCUUCGUUCGUCGCAUAAUAUCGGUUUUGACCAAGAAUACUACCAGCAAACUACAAAGCCUACCAGAACACCUUAUCUUUUAUUUUGUACUUAAUCUAAAAUUUGUAUUUUGUAAUGCUUUUUGUAAGUCGUUUGUUUAAUUCAUUUUUUUUUUAUUUUGACAAUGAUAGACUUUCCUUUGAUAAACAUCAUCUGUCUAAAAAUCUACAUGUAUCUUCGUUAAACUGUUAUCAAUCAAUCAAUUAUUCAUGUAUCCUCACUUUUUCAUACAAACUUCCGAUUACUGCAAAUCCUAUUACAAUAAAAAUCUUAGGUUACCGUGCACUUCGCUACCCAGUAAUAACAUAUAAUUUUUAAACAAAUCAUGUCGAGUUAAUUCCAAGAAAACUCAAUUUAAAGUGACAAAAACGUAUAAUAUAUAUAUCAUUUUGUCGAUAUUCAAAUGAAAUUCAAUAAGUUCUAAAUGCAUAUGUGAAGAAAUUGUCACGGUGCGACAUAAUAUACUGCUUUAAUUUCUGUGGCUAUAUAAUAAACGUGCAAUGAUGAAUGCUUAUUUGCAUGACAUUUGUUGUAGAUGUGUUGAUUAGAUAAAAUUAUUAUUGGUGUCUUAAAAAGGCAUUAGCUGUCAAAUUCAUGUUCACCGAUUUGACUCAAAUUCUUAUAUUCGACUUAUAACAUACUAAAAUGCAUAUCCCAACUAUAAAAAGUCUAAAAUAAACAAUUUACGGUACAUAGACUCGAUAGUAUGUAUCAGCUUUUCGUGUGUAUUUUAGUCUAGACGCCAUCUAAUUAACCAUCGAGGUGACCUCCGAAGACUGCCGACGGUCAUAUAACCCGAUAUAAACACAACCAUAGAUAUAAAUAGAUUGCUAACUCGUGCAAUUGGAUUUUGCUAGGUCUGUUUGAUUUCAUGCUAUUAAAAACUAUGGUAAUCAUGGUUUUUACCUGUAUAAGAAUAAGUUUUUCUAGAUCGAAUCAGUCAACUAAAUGGUUAACCCUUGUUUCACUUCCAAUGUUAACAUUCUUUUCCGUUUGAUAACUGAACACGCCCUAGAUCAUGCGUAACCCACCUCUAGCUAGAGGGAUCAAUUAAAGUUCACAUGCAUAUGGAUUCAAUGAGGUCAAAUUAUUCAGAAUAAUUCAUUAAAGAUGUUUCUUUGCUUAUUUUGACAAAACUGAACCAAACUGGCUGUUAAAAGCGAAUUAUUAUUUCACUAUUUCACUUUCAUUAAUGAUUGAACAAAAUAAAAUCAUAUGUUUUUUUUAUAUCUCGUAGCUAAUGCCCCUUUAAUGGUAUUUAGAUACAAUUGUUUAUCGUUCUUAUUUAGGAUUCAUCUGACAUCGCUUACAUCUUUCUUUUCAUUUUAUUCAUAAAUUUUUGUAACCAAAUCAUUGUAAUCAUAGUAAUCAUUUGUACCAAAUUUAACUUGAUUGUUCUGCCUGUAAUGGUAGUCUUUAAUUGACAAUAAGAUAUUGAACUUUAACAACACCCCUAAUUGCUACGGUACUCUGUAUAUAGUAAUAAAUAUAUAAUUCAAUAAGAUGGACUCGCUCAUGAUUAAAACACCCCUUGUUACUAGGCAUCACAGAGUAAUGAAAUGAUUUAAUCUCAUCAAGGAGUAUAUCAGCAAAAAGUAAAAUAACAAAAAUACCGAACUCCAAGGAAAAUUCAAAACGUAGAGUCCCUUAUCAAAUGGCAAAAUCAAAUGCUCAAACACAUCAAACUAAUAGAAAACAACUGUCAUACUCCUGACUUGGUACAAGCAUUUCCUUAUGUAGAAAAUAAUGGAUUAAAGCUGGUUUUAUAGCUAGCUAAACCUCUCACUUGUAUGACAGUCGCAUAAAAUUCCAUUAUAUUGACAACAAUGUGUGAACAAAAUAAACAGACAUAAUAUGCAAAAUUGGGGUAUAGUAGUCAGCAUUGUGUUAUAAUUUUAAUCACUAUAAAAGAAACAACUAUGUCAACAAAGAAAAACAAAAUGACAAAUAGACAAAGCACAUAAGCAGAAAUGAAAGACAAGAAUACAAAAAAAAUACCACAGCUCAAUAAUACAAUGGCGGGAUGUAUAUGUUAACGGCAAUAAGUGAAAUUAGGCAUUAAGCUUAAAUCCUAGGCAAUAAGCUAACGCCUAGGCAGUAAGUCUAUUGCCUAAAUAAUGUUAGGCAUUACUCUUAAAUCCUGAAAAUUAUGUCCAGGCAUUAAUGCUAAUGCCUAAGAUAAA